Molecule: messenger RNA, 1884 nt
Organism: Kalmanozyma brasiliensis GHG001
Lineage: Eukaryota; Fungi; Basidiomycota; Ustilaginomycetes; Ustilaginales
Product: Heat shock factor (HSF)-type, DNA-binding
Exons: 1
Coding region: 1-1884 (627 amino acids)
Biological process (GO): regulation of DNA-templated transcription
Molecular function (GO): sequence-specific DNA binding; DNA-binding transcription factor activity
Source: RefSeq, a predicted model, not a curated record
AUGAGCACCGAAGGACGUGCUAGCGGGUUCGGCGCUUCCGUGCCAGCUGGCUCGCCUCGCGCACAGCAUCCUCACUCGGCGGUCCCGAGAGACCUGCAACGCAAACAAGAAUCAUCAUCGUCGGCAGCGGCGCCACCACCACCGGGCAGUCCCGAUCGCAAACGCCCGCGCUACGAUCCUGGUCUGUCAUCCCGCGACAUGGCCGACGAAGAAGAACACGACGAAUUGGAGGAGACCGAAGAGACCACCCGACCUCACGGCGAGUCGGAUGAACCGAAAGUGGAACGGAAGGGUUCGGGACCGGAUCCGGUCAGUCGGUCAUCGAGUGCAGCAGCGCAUGCGCAGUGGGCCGGGAGGAGCGCCAGCGCCGCCGUGGAUUCGAGGUAUCCGCCCCAACAGCAGCCACAGCAGCGAGGUGCGCCGCCGCAGCAACAUCGUCCCGAGGCCGGAGGUGGCCCGCAGGAGCGUCGCUACGAGUAUGAGCGUCCUCCACCGCCAGGUCGCUAUGACUCUGGGUUGGGAAUUCGCGAAGAGGGCCGUCAUGCUGGUGGUAUGGUGGGCGAUCGAUACGGCGAAGCGGAACGGGAGCACCGUGGUCCCGCUAAGAUGGAGUAUCCCUCGCCGUCGAUGCGGAUGCCACCUCCUGGUGGAGCCGACCCCAACAUGCCACCCUACCGCAACCGCCCCUCGUCACCACCACCACCCCGACUGCCUGGCUUCGCCUCGCUCGAGCCUGAGGGACUCGGUCUGCGUCCACGCGACGACCUCCCCGGCCCCUACAGCUCUUCCCCUCGUCGACCCGUACCCUUCCACGGUCCGUCGUACGCCUCGUACCCGCCACCACCCGCUCGCACCCCUCUCAUGCACCACCACGCCUCGCAACCCUCCCCAACCCCGUCCACCUCGUAUGGCAACCCGCCCAUGAUACACCCCGCGCUCGCCGGUCUCCCCGGCGCAGGUGGCGGUCCGGGUGGCAAACAGCAACCCUCGUUCGUCUCGAAACUCUACUCGAUGCUCGAAGACCCCUCCAUUGGCGACCUCAUCAGCUGGGGCACCUCGGGUUCGGUCUUCUCGGUCGCCAACCCGGCCGAGUUCUCCCGUCUCGUCCUACCCAACUGGUUCAAGCACUCUAACUGGCAGUCCUUCGUGCGCCAGCUCAACAUGUAUGGAUUUCACAAGGUGAACCAUUCCUAUCAGGGAAACCCGACGGACGAGGUGCAGGUGUGGGAGUUUCGUCAUCCGAGUUUCAGGCGGGGGGAGAUUGCGGCGUUGAAUGAUAUCAAGCGGAAGAGUUCGAGGCAGAAGCGGGGCUCUCCGGGACCAGGAGGGGAGAUGAGGGCGGAUCGAAGUGCGGGAUCCAGCACGCCGAGUCCGGAGGUGAGCCUCAGCAGCAUCGCCGGUGGCAGACGGGAGUUCUACGACGACCAGUACGCACGUGGGGGUGGGGAGCGAUACGAGCCCUACCCACCCCAGCGAGGACCGCCCGAGGAGUUCGCCUACGCAAGAGAUCCCCCUCCCGCCCCCUUCGUCGAUCCACGCAGCAGACCGGACAUGGAUAGAGCAGAAGCGAUCGCCCGCUUCGAAGACCUGAGCGAACGAACCGACGCGAUCAUUCGUCACGCCAGCUUUCUCGAGAGCCAAAUCCGCAUCAUGGCCGUCCAGAUGAACGAAUCCAGGGCCACGGCAGGGCAGAUGGUCAGGGAGGAGAUGGUCCAGAUGCUGGAUCGGUUGGAGAGGGCUCUGACGGCUCCCGGCCCGCCAGGCGUCGAUUCCACCACCAAGAUGGUCGAAGCGAUUCGCGGACAGUUGGCCUUCUACUCGCAUCGCGCUGGACCAAAACCGAUCCAGCAGAUCGGCGCCGAGCCCAAGAGGCCGAGCAUCUGA